AUGGAGGCAUGUUCCGCUGUCGAAUGGCUGACAGCUCAAGCAGUUCUUGUAUCUCCCUUCAAUUGCGUAAACACAAGCAAUACAACUACAGGUACACUCUAUCCUGCACAGUUCAGUAAGCUCAGGCGGCGUGACUCCCGUUCUAGCUCCAGACCUUAUGCCACUGCCACUGCUUCCGAWCGAGAUCUAAAAUACUACCAUAGCUACUCGAUGCCUGUCAAGAUCCGAAAACGCCUGGACUUGUGGAGUGAGAAGAGAGAGAGGGAGCAUUUCAGGAGCAUGGAGUCGCGAAGCUCCUUUAUUCAAUCACCUCCUAUCUUCAGCAGAACGUCUUAUUCUUCACACGGGUACACCGACCGUAUUGACGCGACUAUCGGGUAG
Molecule: messenger RNA, 381 nt
Organism: Ramularia collo-cygni
Lineage: Eukaryota; Fungi; Ascomycota; Dothideomycetes; Mycosphaerellales; Mycosphaerellaceae
Exons: 1
Coding region: 1-381 (126 amino acids)
Source: RefSeq, a predicted model, not a curated record